Molecule: messenger RNA, 1788 nt
Organism: Drosophila guanche
Lineage: Eukaryota; Metazoa; Arthropoda; Insecta; Diptera; Drosophilidae
Product: organic cation transporter protein
Exons: 4
Coding region: 118-1656 (512 amino acids)
Biological process (GO): transmembrane transport
Cellular component (GO): membrane
Molecular function (GO): transmembrane transporter activity
Source: RefSeq, a predicted model, not a curated record
CUGAGGCUGUCCAGACGUAGCUCCGUGCCAGAACAAAUCUUUGGCGGCCAGCCCCCAAGCAACAAACGAAGGGGAACAGCAGACAGACUCCACAGAUCGAACGACACUUCUUCCACGAUGGCGAAGGAACCCAAGGAGCCGCCGCCACCAGCAGCAGCUGCGCAGCCAAAACCAAAAUAUGAGCUGCGUCCGGUGGAGAAGGUGAAGGAUCCGAUCAUCUCACAGAUCGGUGACUUUCGUCGCUACCAGCUCUUCUUUUUCUUAAUCGUCGUGCUAUGCAAAUUCGGCACUGGGUGGCACACCCUCGCCCACAUAUUCCUGGCCGCCCCCACGCCCCUCAAGUGCCUCACGCCCAAUGUGACGGACGCGUGCAGCAAGGACUGCAAGCAGACAGAGUUCAACACGACAGUCUUCAAGACGACCAUUAUCACGCAGUGGGAUCUCAUCUGUGACAGGCAAUCGCUGGCCAGCCUCUCCCAGUCCAUCGUCAUGCUGGGCAUCAUGGUCGGUGGCAUGUCCUUUGGCAUGAUUGCAGAUCGAUGGGGCAGACGUCCGGCGUUUCUUUUGUGCUGCUUUAUGCAGCUGUUCACCGGAUUAAUUGUCUGCGCUUCGCCGUUCUUUUGGUUCUACUGCUUGUUCCGGUUUCUGGUGGCCGUCGCCACCGGCGGCACCAUGACUGUCAGCUUUGUGCUGCUCAUGGAGAUAAUUGGACCCAAGAAGCGGGAGCUCAUUGGCAUCCUCUACCAGAUUCCGUUCAACAUUGGCCACGCCUCGCUCUCGCUGUUCGCCUUCUACAUCCGGGAAUGGCGCUGGUUCCAGUUCAGCGUGACGAUCUUCUCGGUGGUCUUUGUGAUCUACAUCUGGCUGGUGCCGGAGUCACCGCGCUGGCUCUUCACCACGGGUCGCGUGGACAAGAGCGUCAAGGUGCUGGAGCGUAUUGCCCGGCACAAUCGAGCUCCCACCGACACCAUCAGGCCGGAAAUAGAGGCCGCCCACCAGGUGCUGGCCAGUCGCCAGCCAACGAAGAAGGGCAACGUAAUCGAUCUCUUCCGCACCCCGUACAUGCGACUGAAGACCAUUUGCAUGGCCAACGACUGGCUGGUCGUCUGCAUGGUGUACUACGGCACGGCCCAGUACAUUGCCAAGCUGGGCGGAGACAUCUUCCUCAACGUGCUGAUCGCCGCUCUGCUGGGCAUACCCGGCACCCUGCUCUGCGUUGUGCUGACCAAGUACUUGGGCCGCAAGAUGACCAUGAUGCUGUCCAACGGACUGAGUGCCUGCGGGCUGCUGCUGCUCGUCUUCCUGCACAAGUCCAAGCAGAUUGUGCAGGUUAUGUGCGCCACUUUGGGCCUGUUUGGGGCAUCCAUUACCUUCCCGAAUGUCUACCUGUAUGGCGCUGAGCUCUUCCCCACUGUGGUGCGAUCGAACGGCAUGGGCCUGUGCUCGAUGGUGGGCCGCAUUGGCGGCCUCGUGGCACCCAUGAUCUGCGAGUUGGAUGUCUAUGGCGCUUGGAUUACGCCGCUCGUCUUUGGUGUCUUCUCCGUGCUGGCCAUGCUGGGCACAAUCUUCUUGCCGGAGACGCGUGGCACGCCGCUGCCGGAGACACUGGAGGAUGGCGAAUCCUUUGGCCGCAAGUCGCCCAAGGAACAGUCCUAGUUCCCUGCCAUUCUCUCAGUGCAAACAAACGAACAAAUCUCAACCCCAAAUAUCCGUCUGGACUAACUUGCGCCAUUAACCGCGCUCAAAAAUUAAUAAAUUUCAUUUGAAUUAAAGAUUUGUGCAGUUUGA